AUGAACUACGGAGAGCUACCGAAUCACACUUUUCUCCAGUUACCAUUACUCUACCAUCUUCUCAUGCCAGCCAUGAAUAUGAUGAAUAACCAAGCUGGGAAACUAAUUCAGUCAACAAGCAGUGUCCGUGCACCUUCCAUUCCUCUCUUUUCCCUUUCACCAGCACAUAUCAUGAAUUCCUACAGAUGGAUGUUCUUCAAACUUAUCUUUCUCAGCUUAAUGUGCAGUACACUAGGAAAAUGGAUGUUUGUAAUGGAUGCCAAAAAAGAAAACCAAUGGAAGCAACAAACAAUACCUUUGUGGAUUUCACCGGCUUACUCGAGACGCCGAUGGGAACAACUGGCGGAUCUAUUGUUUCAGGUACAAAACAGAACAAAUAUUAAAUUUCGAUCUUUUAUCAAAGAGAGAGAUAACGAUUACAUAUCUGUGAAGACAACUACUUAUGGCUGUUACGGACUUCUUGGAUAUGGGAAGGGUGGAGAAAGAUGGAUCAAUAUCUACGAUGAAUGUAUAGAGUACAGUCACAUUGUCUUGCGAUCAAUAUAUCAAAUUCUUGGUUUUCAAAUGAUCGCAAUGAAGGAGCCGGAAGGAAACAUAUUGUAUUUCGGUGCUGACAGCGAGAUUGGUUACCUUAAAUUUGUGGUAUGGAAGGACAAAUUUAUUGUGGAUUCAAAAAAGCUGACCGAAGAGACCAACGAAGAAGAAUGCAUUGGAAUGGAAACUGCGACAAGUAUGAUGUGUCAUCAACCAAAUAUGGAAUUUUUUUACUGGAGCAAAGUAUACGAGAAUCUUAUCCACUCCUACCCCUACGUAGAUGACCCACUCUUUGGACGUGUGUACAGAAGGACCAGAAAUAUAAGCAACCAUGACAUCUUCCACGUGAACAGAAUUUACAAACAGGCCAACAAGGAUUCGAGUUACCGAUUGCAUGAUUUCGCGAAUCCUUCAAUGUAUAGGGCUGAAGAUUUCCAGAAAAUGCCUAAUGUUAUCAUUGGACUGGCUGAUUUGUAUUGUGAGGAUAGUCUCGUUGACUGUGACUUUCUACACAAAUCUCGUGGCCAUUGCAAUUCAUUUCAAGAGUUCAGGUACAUAUUAUGUGCUCGGACCUGUGGAAUGUGCGGUAUAAGCUUACGACUGUACUACAUUAGUACACAUCAUCCUUUCUUGUACAUCCAGGAAAAGACAGAACAUCAGUUGCCAAUAUGUACCGAUGAUCUUCAGGCUGUUCUAAACGGAACAUGUAGUCAUACAAAUUUGCAUAAUUGCUUGCUUCCCAGAUUUCGGGAAAAGUGCCGCAGAAGUUGUGGCUAUUGUCCAGAACAAAGUCGAGUUGAUUGCGAAUUUGUAACGGCUGUAAAUGCAGAAUAUUUGUACGACCAUCCGAAUUACAAUUAUCGCUGUCAGUACAUUCGAGCCAUCUCCAAUAGGAAAUGCGAGGCGGAUGAAAAAGUAGCGAUAAAUCCGAUUACGGAUUGUAUGCUAUCCUGUGGUCAUUAUGCAUGCUCUCGAGGUGACAUAGAAGAAGAUAUGGGGCAUGGGCAAGUCCCUGUGAUGCAACUGUAUGUACCGCAAAAUGAAUGGCAAUUCGCGACACUUGGGUCUUUGGCUAGUUUUGAGGAAACCAAUUCAUCAUUCACCAAAGGAUGUCGUUUUGUUGAUGGUUGGAGUGGUACCACUGGCGAUCAUCGUUCUCGUGCAGUGUGCGAGUGGGAGACGGACAAAAAAGAUGAAUUUGGUUUAGUGAUGCCUAGUGAUACCUCAAAUACCAAAUCAAAAGUGACACAAAGUUCCGCAUCCUCAAACAAGUCUGUGAAGGAAAGGAACAAAGUGCAAAAAAACAAACUAAGGAGAAGUGUGCAAGAAUCAUCGCGACUAUCAUCUCAGAAAAAAAGAGCAAUAGAAAAAAGAUCAGUUAGCAUACGAAGCCAAAAUGAUGCAAUCCUUCCGUCGAAGGGUUCACAUCGAUGGAAUGGGCUAUGCGAGAAAGAAAUGAGUGGUGAUACAUCUGCUAAUAUACCUGGAAAGUCGUCAGCUGUGAUACCUAUGGUAACUACCGGGACACUAAAAAAUAUAAAAGUUGCUAAGGUUGAGGAUACAAAAUCGAUCUCUAAUGAAGAAAGGAAGGAAGCCACCUUCAAAGAACAAGAGCAAAACACUCAGGAAAAUAUCGGUUUAAUUGAUGAAAAAGAGGAACAAGAGCUGAUACUUGAACCGAGAAAUCUCCGAUGGAGUGGUGAGGGAGGCUAUCAAACAGUACAACUGCGAAAUAUAACAAAGGACCGUUUGGCUGUCAAAGCCAAAUGUUCGGACAACCAGCUGUACCGGGUAAAUCCCGUAUUCGGCUUCAUUGAUCCGGGAGAACAAUUAAAGGUGGAUAUUAUGCGGCGGAAAGCUGUACCAAAAGUGGACAAGAUGAUUUUCGUUAGUGUUCGGGCCAAUAAGGAUGACAUUUUUCCCAAGCCAUUAUUCAAACGUUCAAAGGACAGCCAAAAGAUGGCCAUGUUACCCUUACUUAUCGCUCGAGCGAUCUGA
Messenger RNA from Brugia malayi, 2532 nucleotides. Its product is annotated as MSP domain protein. The transcript is spliced from 19 exons. Lineage: Eukaryota; Metazoa; Nematoda; Chromadorea; Rhabditida; Onchocercidae. Gene Ontology annotation, molecular function: metalloendopeptidase activity. The record is from RefSeq and is a predicted model, not a curated record. Bases 1 to 2532 code for a protein of 843 amino acids. Gene Ontology annotation, biological process: proteolysis.